AUGGCCCUCGAGCUGAGACUCCAAGGCUGCUGCGGGCUGAGGGCCCGGGAGCCGGGCCGGUGCGUGCGCUGGGGGCCCUUCCUGCAGGCCCCUCCACACCGCGUGGCCAGACGCCGCGUGGCCUCCUUCCGCCUCGAGCUGCGCGAGGAGCGCCCAGAGCUGCCCCCGCAGGCCCACAGCCUGGGCGCGGACGGUGCCUGCAAGCCCUGUAGUGACACCAAGUUCCUCCUGUCCUUGUGCACUAGCGACUUUGGGAGAGUCCCUGCCAUGCCGGUUGGGGGAGGAGGGGAAGCCUGGGGCUUCCUCUGCCCUAUAUGCCAGCCACUGGCCAAUGUGUCUCCCUGUGGUGAACCAUGGGACCAUCCACAGAAUUGCCCACAGCACAGAGCUGCAGGAGCCUGUUAUCACUGUGGCACUUCCCCGUGUCCUCUGCCAGAAACUGCCCCUGUUCUAGGUGGGGGCUUUGGGGGCCGGAUACAGGCCUCCAUUCGCACCCUGCUGCACUGUGGUAUCCGCCCUGACCCUGGCACUUUCCUCUUCAUGGGCUGGAGCCAUUUUGGUGAGGCCUGGCUUGGCUGUGUACCCCGCUUCUAGGAAUUCAGCCAUGCCUAUGCCGCUGCCCAUGCCAACCACCUCUACCCCUGCGAGCUGGCGCCGGACUGAGGGGUCUAGGAGUGGGGCUAUGGAGACAG
Molecule: messenger RNA, 692 nt
Organism: Miniopterus natalensis
Lineage: Eukaryota; Metazoa; Chordata; Mammalia; Chiroptera; Miniopteridae
Source: RefSeq, a predicted model, not a curated record